GGAAGCUUUGCUUCAUAAUAUACACACACUCACACACUACCAGGAAUCAUAUCAAAAAAGUAAAAAUUAAAAUAUACACAAAAAGGACAUGUUAUGCAAUCCCAACCCUCCCCUUUCACCCAAAAGCGGGUCAUUCUUUAAAGAAAGGCGCCCAUUCCUGUUGUACACCCUGAUUUUAGUCCUGCUCGGAGGGACCUUUCGCUUUCUUUAUAAAGCUUAUUGGGGUCAAGAGCGGUCUAAAUUCGUGCGCUUCAACUCGGAAGAACCCACCCCCAAGAAACUCCACAAGCAUCGAAAGCGACACUCUAAAAGCGCGAAGAUUGAUCACAAAUUGCCAUCGGUUAUCCUCCUGCUUGGCAUCCACGCUAGUGGGAAGACGGAAUGGGCUAAGCAGUACGUUGAGCGGGUGUGCGAGACAGCUAUCAUAAUCCGAUCUGAUGAUAUUCGAAAAACCCUGAACAACUCUGUGCAAGAUCACACGAAAGAAGACGAAAUCGAAGCAUCGAUGUUGAAGGAGUUUGAGCAAGAAAUCAACCUUGAACAAACCAUCGUUGUUGAUGAUUGUGAGCACAAUUUAAAUCCCGAAUUCCGACGGAAAAUUCUUGACCUUAUUCCUCCCGGAAAGUUUAAUCUUGUUGUCCGAUGCUUCCCAUUAAAACCCAUCUUCGCGAGUGAGCGUAUCAUAAAGGAUACCAAGGAGGGAAAGGAACACUACGUGGCGACAGAUUUGGAGUUAGAGAAAUUGGCUUUGCAAUUUUCCGAAGCUCAAGAAGCUCUCAAAAAUGAGGGUUGGAUUGAGAUAAAAGACUAAUUAUAUUCAUGCUAUGUAUUACUGUCUGUAUUCCAUUUCUCUCUAACUUCUAUAUUAUUUGUGUAAUUUUAUACACACGAGACGAGCUAUAUAUCAUUUUACAUAAGCACGUUUCCUCUCAGCCUAAAUGUUUUGUCUAGUAAAGGACAAACAUUUUUAUAUCCUAGCAAACUCUAUAACAUAGUAAAAAAAUGAGUAUGAAAUCAACUUAGCGUCUAUAGA
Phytomonas sp. EM1 is the source of this 1033-nucleotide messenger RNA. Lineage: Eukaryota; Euglenozoa; Kinetoplastea; Trypanosomatida; Trypanosomatidae. The record is from the annotation of a GenBank genome assembly.